UAAAACCAGCAUGGUCAGAUGACCAGUGAGCCAUUUGCAGCGUUUGCCAUCAUGAAGUCUUUGCUAAUUCUGUGCGCUCUGGCGGUUAUAGUGGCUGGGGUGGUAUUGGCACAGGUUGACGAGAAUUUCGGCAAUGAAAAAAUCGAUGAGGUUGUGAGUCAAUCCAAAGCACGUCAGCUGAGCGACGAAGAGCUGGAGGCCAUGGAAAAACAAUUCCUAGAGUCUCGAAUAAACUACCUGGAGCUGAACCCAGAUCUGUACCAAGGCGACAUUCUGCUCACGGACGAGCAGAAAAGAGCUCUCAAGGAGCGCAAAGUCAUCGCCGACAGCACUUACUGGUGGCCCAAGUCUGCGAACGGCUACGUCGAUGUCGAUUAUCGCUUCAAUGCGUCUGCCACUAACAGGUCGAUAUCGAGACAAGCCAUGGACGUGUGGGAAGCAAACACUUGCAUCAGGUUCCAUGAAAUACCUGCUGCGGUGAACUACCCGCAUCUUGUAUUCCGAAACGACGGACCGGGCUGCUACAGCUCUGUUGGCAGGAUUUCUUGGAUGAAUGGGCAGGCAGUGAACUUGGCAAUAGACUGUUUCAACGCGAUUGGCGUUCCUAUCCACGAAAUCGGCCACGCCAUGGGUUUGUUUCAUGAACAAAGCCGCUUAGACCGAGACGACUACGUUACCGUGAUGUCGGACAACAUCCAGCCUGGCAAGGCGAAUAAUUUUAACAAGGAAGUAACGAACAACUUCAACCUCCCUUACGACUACUCGUCCGUCAUGCAUUACGGUUCAACUGAUUUUUCCGUGAACGGAAACGAAACCUUGAUUGCGAAAAACCCGUUCGGUCAAAUGCUUAUGGGCCAGCGCAAUGGCCUCUCAUUCAUGGAUAAGAAGAUUGUUAACCUUCAGUACAAUUGUACACAGCUUGCGUCGCCCUCACCAUCCGUCGAGUACAUACAAUUGAUAACAGCACCGACGUGCAAGAAAGUCCGACUGACGAUUACAGCUUUCGGGCUUUACCAACGCAUACCGUAUUAUGGUCGCGACACCUGCUACUUUCAAUUCUUAACAAUCCGUAGAAACGAUAAUCUUGCCAUCUCAACAACGUACUGUAACGCUGAAAUCAACGUGGGUGACGUGUUUGAGAGCGAAGGAACAAGAAUGGUUUUGCACUUCAAAUCUCGUCUGAAAUUCUCAUCCGGGACGGGAUAUGCUGCAACCAUCACUUUCAUUGACCAGACAACGCCUGAUUGCACCACGUCUACCUCGACAUCGACGUCUACUUCCACCCUUACUUCUACAGAUACAUCUACGUCUACUUCCACAUCUACAUCCACCACUACUUCCACAUCCACUUCUACUCCUACUUCCACAGACACAUCGACGUCUACUUCCACAUCUACUUCCACCCCUACUUCUACAGACACAUCUACGUCUACUUCCACAUCUACAUCCACCCCUACUUCCACGUCCACCCCUACUUCUACUUCCACAGACACAUCGACAUCCACUUCCACCGCUACUUCUACAGACACAUCGACGUCUACUUCCACAUCUACUUCCACCCCUACUUCCACAUCCACUUCCACCCCUACUUCUACAGACACAUCUACGUCUACUUCCACAUCUACAUCCACCCCUACUUCUACUUCCACCGCUACUUCUACAGACACAUCGACGUCUACUUCCACAUCUACUUCCACCCCUACUUCUACAGACACAUCGACGUCUACUUCCACAUCUACUUCCACCCCUACUUCUACAGAAACAUCGACGUCUACUACCACCCCUACUUCCACAUCAACUUCCACCCCUACUUCUACUUCCACAUCCACAUCGACGUCUACCUCCACAUCGACUUCCACUACUACUUCCACGCCACCAUCUACUUCUACGUCUACUUCCACGCCAACAUCUACUUCUACAUCUACUUCCACGCCAACAUCUACUUCUACGUCUACCACAACCACCAUUUCAACCACAGCGAGGCCCACCAUCAUCAACUCCGGCAUCAUCCCGCUGCUGAUGUAUUUGUAUGGCAGCUGUACUCGACUUGGCACCGGUCAAUACUCCUACAUCCUGAGCCCCAACUACCCGAACUCUCAUGCGCCCAACUCGUACUGCUACAUCGUCUUCAAUACGGUUAGUGGUCAUUGUGAGCCCAACUACCCGAACUCCCAUGCGCCCAACUCGUACUGCUACAUCGUCUUCAAUACGGUUAGUGGUCAUUGUGAGCCCAACUACCCGAACUACCAUGCGCCCAACUCGUACUGCUACAUCGUCUUCAAUACGGUUAGUGGUCAUUGGGAGCCCCAACUACCCGAACUACCAUGCGCCCAACUCGUACUGCUACAUCGUCUUCAAUACGGUUAGUGGUCAU
This is a messenger RNA of Hyalella azteca, 2374 nucleotides long. Its product is annotated as protein SpAN-like. Gene Ontology annotation, biological process: proteolysis. The record is from RefSeq and is a predicted model, not a curated record. Bases 19 to 2367 code for a protein of 782 amino acids. The transcript has 10 exons. NCBI's taxonomy places the organism in Eukaryota, Metazoa, Arthropoda, Malacostraca, Amphipoda, Hyalellidae. Gene Ontology annotation, molecular function: metalloendopeptidase activity; zinc ion binding.